Molecule: messenger RNA, 333 nt
Organism: Fusarium vanettenii 77-13-4
Lineage: Eukaryota; Fungi; Ascomycota; Sordariomycetes; Hypocreales; Nectriaceae
Exons: 3
Coding region: 1-333 (110 amino acids)
Source: RefSeq, a predicted model, not a curated record
AUGAGCGUCACACAUACGGUGCUCUUCCAGUUCAAAGCCGAUGCCAAGCCCGAUGACAUCAAAGCGGCUUGCGGUCGCUUUCUAGCUCUUAAGGACAACUGCAUUCACCCAACUACCAACACGGUCUACAUCAACUCACUGAAGGGUGGCCAGGACAACUCCCCAGAGGGACUCCAGAAUGGCAUUACCCAUGGGUUUGUGGUCGAGUUCAGUUCUGUGGAGGAUCGGGAUUACUACGUCAAGACGGAUCCUGCCCACCAAGCUUUCAUCAAGAGCCUGGACGGGCUGGUUGAGAAGGCAAUUGUUGUUGAUUUCAACGAUGGUGUGUACUGA